Sitodiplosis mosellana (orange wheat blossom midge) is the source of this 2801-nucleotide messenger RNA. RefSeq lists its product as uncharacterized. The record is from RefSeq and is a predicted model, not a curated record. The transcript has 7 exons. The coding region runs from base 181 to 1710 and encodes 509 amino acids. NCBI's taxonomy places the organism in Eukaryota, Metazoa, Arthropoda, Insecta, Diptera, Cecidomyiidae.
UACAGAGACAGUUCGGUAUCUAGAUAAGUUUGUAAAAAUUGUGCCAAAUUUCUGCAUGAAAAUUGAUAUUCAUUAACCGUUAUCUCCCCUUGAGGAACUACAGUGUUUCAAUAAAGGAAAAUUUCAAAGGAAUUUAUUGGCGUAUAGCUGUUAAGUUGCACACAAUUAUUGCACAUCGCAAUGGAAUCAAAUGAUUUCAAAGAAAUGUUAUUGGGGAAAUGUGUACCAUUAAACCUCGUCACUAUGAAUAAUGAUUGCAAAAAGCUAAUAUUCGACUAUUUGGAGCUAAGGGAUCUGUUGAGUAUUGCAGAGACGAGUAAGCAAUUAAUUACGGCCGCCUCUGCUGUUUUCAAACGAAAAUAUGGCAAUAAAAUAAUUAGAUAUGGACGAGAGGGUGAUCUGCCAAGAAUUUUUCCAGAAGUGAAUCCGAUGUGUCCCCCAUUUUAUUUUUCUGAUACAAAUAAGGUCCUCCCCCUUACAUCUCAACUGAUACUUCUAAAAGUAUUACGGAAUUUUGGACACAAAAUAGCGAAUAUUGAAUUACAUUACAGUGGAAGAGGAGGAGAUCAUGAGCCCAAUAUUGAAGUUUACUUGGCUGAAUAUUGUUCGAAAUCAUUGAAAAAAUUGUUCGUAUGCGAUAGAAAUUUUGUUUUCGAAAAUAUUGAAAAACCGUUAACAAAUGUUAAAUCCAUUGUGGUUAGAAGCUGCAUAAUCCGGUCAAAACUAUUUAAAAAAUGCUUUCCAAAUUUAGAGUCUUUAUGUUUAGAAUUCAAUGAAUAUGAGAAUUGGUCAGUAUUAGAACAUUUGCCAAAUUUAAAGCAAUUAUCACUUCGUACAUAUCAUAAAAAGUCACUUCAAAAAGAUACAUUUAUGGAAUUGAUCAAACUAAAUCCACAAUUAGAAGAACUAAAAUUGUUUUUAGACGAAAAUUGUGCACUAAGUUAUAUUCAGGGCGUAACAGAAUAUUUGCCAGCUAUUAAAACGUUCUCUAUUUCCAAUAUGUGUAAAGAUCUGUCACCACUCGUUGUAUACAAUCAUGAACCAUUUCAUUUCAAUAACGUUGUGGAUUUUCGAUUGGAAUUGCGGGGAACAUUCAAUUUUAAUUUAUUUACGUUUAGUAAAUUGCAACGCAUUUCUCUGUCAUGUGAUGUGAAUUUUGACGAUAUCAACGCAUAUCAGCCUCUUUUGAAUCUCAUACAUAGAAACAAUAAGUUGACAUCCAUCGAAUUGUACGGCCAUAUGAUUGGCAAACUCGACGCAUUAUUUGAAUCGGAAUAUAUAUUAUCAAACAUUGAAGAGCUGAGCAUUUUGCAUUAUAAAUUUAUUUAUCCAAAAAUAAUAAGAUACGAUCCGCGUCACACCUUAAUGUGUAGUGUUCUUCGUUUUCUGGAACGUUGUCAAUCAAUCAAGAAACUUGUAAUAAAAGGAGAAGGUUGUCUGGAUUAUAUGGGAUUUCCAAUUUUCUGUGAUGUAAUUGCAUCGCAUACCACUGCACACAAAAUAAUGGCUGAAGGCCAAACACAUUUGAACUGCAAGAAAUGCAAUUGGAAACUACCUUACAAAUCUGUGGAGUUUUCAAUUAAAAAACCAUCUGACUCUACUUUGACGCGAUAUGUUUGCACAUUCAAAAAUGAAAUAAAUAUGAUUGUAUCACUUGCGUUGAACAAACUUCUUUUCAUUGUGAUUGAAUGUUCAAAAAUUGAAGAAUAAUUCAAAUGAAUUAUAUGUAAAUGUUCGUCGAAAAGACAAAUUAAAUAUGUAGUUUAUAAGUACUUAAUUUGUAUUCAAUGUAAACCCAGCUUUGUUUUAGAAUGUUAGCGACUCGCACAUGCGCCACCUUCUAUCAAUAAUACAAACCAUGGGCGCGCGACAUGAAUUGUCACUUGAUGUAUCUGUGUUCUGUUUGGUUCAACAUCUCAGUGGAAAUGGACGAAUACCAAGGAAUUAUCGAAGCAAACCGUAAAUAUCGUGAUCGCGGACUGAUAUUCGGCGGUUCUUGUGGUGGCAUCAAUUUCGCAUCAAUUUACAAAUUCUCCCAGCGUUUUCUACUUGGAAGAAGGAGUCGUUGUACAAAGAGAAUUGGAUGAAAUUGAUGGAUUAUUCCACCCAUUCAAACUCCCGUACAAGACAUGGAAGUUUGACACAGUAAUAAACAUCCAAUCGCAGAAUGUUCUAUUGAUGUGUGAAAAUCUGGAUGGCACGGCACCAGUUGAGGUGAACUGGAACGGUCACUAUGCAUCAAAAAAUAUCUACAAUUGGAUCGAAGACCGCAAAUUCAAACCAUCUGAAUCCGUUACUGUGCCGCUUGUGAAGAAUUUGAAUUCGAUGAAAGCUGAGGAGAAGUUGCAAGAAGAAAUUCUGGAACUAUGCGGGCCAAAAACACCAAAAUAUCCAGCAGUCAUCGUGGAAAAAAUGGGAAUGUUCGUAUGGGGUCACAAUUUGAAUGAAACAAUGAUAGCUUGCGAAGCUCUUGACAUGCUGGUAGGACUCCAAUUGGCCAUACGUUCGUGGAAAACAGUAAAUCUUUUUCAUCGUACGUAAUUCAAUGCAUGAUCAAAACAUACUCUCAAUCGGCUAAUUCCAUUUGUAAAUAAUUCAUGAUCGAUAUGUGCUGUGACAUUUAAACAAAAUGAAUGUAGCAUAAGAAAAAAAUUCGAGAAUUACAAUAAUUAAACAUAAAAUACCUCUUACAAUUCGCUAGUUUAGUUUAGUGGCUUAUACAAUUAUGUCGAUUUUGUUCACAAUUUACUUAAAUAAACACGUGAUCGAUUUGAUUACAAAUCGCCAUUGAUGUCAAUAAA